AUGGAGAAAAACGAUGAUCAACUACGACGAUUCUCUUCCCAUUCAUGGUGGUGGGAUAGCCAUAAUCGCUGCCCUCAUUCUCAAUGGCUCCACACCACUUUAUCAGAGUUGGAUAGAACGAUAAAGAUGAUUUUGGACGUAAUUGAAGACGAUGAUGGAGACACAUUCGCAAAGAGAGCCGAGAUGUACUACGGAAAGAGACCACAACUCAUUAAAAUGGUCGAAGAGCUUCACAGAUCAUACCGAGCUUUGGCCGUUAAGUAUGAUCAGCAGCAGCAGCAGCAGCUAAUGUUAAAAUCCCAAGCAUUACUUUUCAAUUUUCAUCAUCAAGAGAAUACAUUGUUGGAUUCUUCACAAAACCAGUUGCAUAAUGUGGAGCAUCCGAGUGUUAAUCCUGCUUCUGAAUCUGAAAAUUCCAACUUUGAGUUUGAGUUGUCCUCAAAUACUGUCUCGAGUUCAAGCAAGAACCCCUCAAAUUAUAAGGGAUCAGAUCAUGUUCAUUUAAUAAGUGAGAAGGACACUAACGAUGGAUUCCCAAUGGAGAAAAUUUGGACUCAACGUUUACAUCUCUUUAAACUUCUGGAGGAGAAUUUGUCCGAGUUGAUAAGAAGAAAUGAUGAGAAGAGGACAGUAAUCAACGAGUUAGAGAAGGAGAACUGGAUUCUCAGAAAUUCACAGUCGACGCUCAAAGUGAAGCUGAAAGCAAAACUGAAGGGAUGCUUCUGCUUCCAAUGA
Fraxinus pennsylvanica is the source of this 735-nucleotide messenger RNA. Lineage: Eukaryota; Viridiplantae; Streptophyta; Magnoliopsida; Lamiales; Oleaceae. The record is from the annotation of a GenBank genome assembly.